AUGGCGUGGAGAGCGUCUAAAAAAAACUUUGUGGGCUUCAGAGCUAACAAAGGCGAAAACUUGUCCAGUUCUGCAUCACAGCCACCACCUCAGAACUACCCAAAAUUAUCGUUCACUCCUUUACCACUUAGAACAGAACCUGAAUAUGACUACAUUCUCAAAUUAAAACAAGACCAUAGGCAGUAUUUUAAAGAUUCACAAUAUUAUCUAAAGAUUGAAACAUCUAGGAAAGAUAUAGAUAGAUACACAGAUAAAUAUAGCUCCUCAAAUGCAUCCGACUGGCAGCCUGAUUUCUCGCAGUUGCCAAAAGAGUUACAUACAAAAUGUAUAAAAGGAAAAAGAAAAAAUGCCAAUCGGCAUUCAAAAGUGGAUGUCGUAGACAUUUUACAAAAACUAGAAUCAAAUGAAGAGGUGAUAGGUGAUGAGGAAGACGACGAAUCACCAUCUAAAAAAACUAAACCUGAUGAUGAUGAUGAUGAUGACGAAGAAGAAGAAGAGGAGGGAGAGGAAGAUGAGGAUGCCGAAGAGGAGAACGAUUAUGUGGAAAAUUAUUUUGACAAUGGGGAGGAUUAUGGUGACGAAUCUAAUGGUUCAAAUGAUGAAGCAACGUUUUGA
This is a messenger RNA of Helobdella robusta, 615 nucleotides long. RefSeq lists its product as hypothetical. Lineage: Eukaryota; Metazoa; Annelida; Clitellata; Rhynchobdellida; Glossiphoniidae. The transcript is spliced from 5 exons. Bases 1 to 615 code for a protein of 204 amino acids. Gene Ontology annotation, biological process: transcription by RNA polymerase III. Gene Ontology annotation, cellular component: RNA polymerase III complex. The record is from RefSeq and is a predicted model, not a curated record.